Molecule: messenger RNA, 540 nt
Organism: Strongylocentrotus purpuratus (purple sea urchin)
Lineage: Eukaryota; Metazoa; Echinodermata; Echinoidea; Camarodonta; Strongylocentrotidae
Product: WW domain-containing oxidoreductase-like
Exons: 4
Coding region: 1-540 (179 amino acids)
Source: RefSeq, a predicted model, not a curated record
AUGGGGUCACAGCCUAGUCAACCGAGUCUUCCAGAGGUCGAUCUCGAUGGCAAGGUGGUCGUAGUGACAGGCGCAAACACAGGCAUUGGAUAUGAGACAGCAAAAACACUGGCCCAGGUGGGGUCAAAGGUCAUUCUAGCGUGCCGAUCUGAAUCUAAAGCCAAUCAGGUCGAUGACCUCCACGUUGAAUUCAUGACCCUUGACCUUGCCUCAUUAGAAAGUACAAUGACCUUCAUAGAAGCAUAUAAGAGUAAAGGUCUUCCUCUCCAUGUUCUUGUGUGCAACGCUGGUAUCUUCUGUGGUCCCAAGGCUCUGACGUCAGACGGAUACAAACCUCACUUUCAGAUCCACUAUCUCUCACAUUUCUUACUCGUCCUCCAUCUCUUGCCCGUCUUGAAGAGUUCGGGUCCAGGAUCUCGAGUGGUCUCUGUUGCGUCCGGUAUGUAUCGGCUCGCCAGCUGGAAUGUCGAUGAUAUGCAGUGUUUGGAGAACCCCGACUUGAAGAAGCGUUACGCUACCUCGAAAUGGUAUCAGGUAUAA